AUGCCCCACGACACAUUUGACGAGGUCCUCGGUCUUGAAGAAGAAUUCUACAAUGAUGGCUACAAAGAUGGUCUCGCGGACGGCAUCGCAGCAGGCCGGAUCGAGGGGCGAAAAUUCGGACUUGAAAAGGGCUUUGAGAAAUAUGUCGAGAGUGGAAGGUUAUAUGGGAAAUCACUGAUCUGGGCAAAUCGUCUUCCUCAACUCAAGCCCGUGUCAAAACCCCCUUCCAAAGUCUCUGAAUCAGAUUCUUUGCAGAACCCAGAGAUUGUUGAGAAGGGAAAUGAGGAGGUGAUGUUGAGUCUACCACCAUUGCAGAAUAACCAGAGAUUGGUUAAGCAUGUGAAAGUUCUGCAUGCCUUGGCUGAAUCGGAGAGUCUGUCCACAGAGAACUCUGAGGAUGCGGUUGCGGAUUUUGAUGAUCGGUUUAAGAGGGCGUUGGCUAAGGCUAAGAUUAUUGAGAGGAUGGUGGGGGAGGGGAUGCCGAAGGAUGGGGAGGAAAGUGGGAAGGUGGCCCCGAGGAAUGAUGAGAAUAUUGAGGAUGCUAGUACGGGGAAGCUUAUUGCUUGA
This is a messenger RNA of Hymenoscyphus albidus, 567 nucleotides long. The record is from the annotation of a GenBank genome assembly. NCBI's taxonomy places the organism in Eukaryota, Fungi, Ascomycota, Leotiomycetes, Helotiales, Helotiaceae.